AUGAAUCCAAAGGCAUUCCAAUACCAGAAGCUCCUCGAAGUCAAGAGCGGCAAAUUUGUCCAUUCCAUUGAUUCAGAGGAAAAUGAUAUCUAUUCGAAGAGAGAGGCUAAUAUUGCCGGCGGUCUAUCCAUCAUUUUCAAUCGAUUUUCCAAGCGCAAGGCGACAGCAAUUGGAGGCGGUAAAACAUUCAAGGAGAUCAUCGGUCGAGUGGAGUAG
Phytophthora infestans T30-4 is the source of this 216-nucleotide messenger RNA. RefSeq lists its product as uncharacterized. The transcript is spliced from 2 exons. Bases 1 to 216 code for a protein of 71 amino acids. The record is from RefSeq and is a predicted model, not a curated record. NCBI's taxonomy places the organism in Eukaryota, Oomycota, Peronosporomycetes, Peronosporales, Peronosporaceae.